Molecule: messenger RNA, 1119 nt
Organism: Malus domestica (apple)
Lineage: Eukaryota; Viridiplantae; Streptophyta; Magnoliopsida; Rosales; Rosaceae
Product: aminotransferase ALD1, chloroplastic-like
Biological process (GO): L-pipecolic acid biosynthetic process; systemic acquired resistance, salicylic acid mediated signaling pathway
Cellular component (GO): chloroplast
Molecular function (GO): L-lysine:pyruvate alpha-transaminase activity; pyridoxal phosphate binding
Source: RefSeq, a predicted model, not a curated record
UUGUGAUUGAAGCAAUCAAUAAUCCAAAUCCAAAUGUACAAGUUUCCUACAAGUUUUUCAUCAAUGUCCCAUGCCAUGACAUUGCAGCCUGUGAUGAUAAUUCAGGCCUUCAGCUUCAAGAACGAAAAGGACCGAUUGUUUGGUUAUCGUACGAAGGUAGCUCGCAAUGCAAACAUGGAGAAAUUGCGGAAUGGCUACCUGUUUCCUGAGAUUUCAAGGCUGGAGCUUGAACACAUUGAGAAGUACCCGAAUGCAAAGUUGAUAAGCCUCGGAAUCGGCGACACAACAGAACCAGUACCAGAAAUCAUCGCAUCAAGCAUGGCUAAUUAUGCACAUGCCCUUUCGACCGCUGACGGUUAUUCAGGGUACGGACCUGAACAAGGCAAUAAGGCAUUGCGGGAGGCAAUUGUAAAAGCAUUCUAUAAAGAUCUGCAGAUAAAAGACACAGAAGUUUUCGUAUCAGAUGGUGCGCAGUGUGACAUUACUCGGCUUCAGUUGUUGCUGGGCUCCAGAGUGACCAUAGCUGUGCAGGAUCCAUCAUUUCCGGCUUACAUCGACUCAAGUGUGAUUAUCGGUCAAGCUGGAGACGAAGGUGGGAGUGGAAGGUAUGGGAGCAUUGAGUACAUGAAGUGUGGACCAGAAAAUAACUUCUUUCCGGACUUGGCAACCACUUCAAGAACAGAUGUUAUCUUCUUCUGCUCUCCAAACAACCCCACUGGUCAUGCAGCAACUAGGGAGCAAUUAGAGCUUCUUGUCAAGUUUGCCAGGGACAAUGGAUCCAUUAUCAUCUUCGACUCUGCUUAUUCGUCUUAUGUACAAGACGAUAACUGCCCUCGUUCCAUCUUUGAAAUUCCCGGCUCUAGACAGGUUGCGAUCGAAAUAUCAUCAUUCUCCAAGUUUGCUGGCUUCACUGGUGUCCGUCUAGGCUGGACAGUUGUGCCUGACGAGCUCUUAUACUUGAAUGGAUUUCCUGUUAUACAUGACUUCAAUCGCAUUGUCAGCACUUGCUUCAAUGGGGCGUCCAAUGUUGCUCAAGCUGGUGGACUCGCCUGUCUUUCCUCGCAAGGCUUCAAGGUAAACCUUUUAUACAUCAAAUAAAUAACUUCCAAACAAGUUACA